UUUAUUUUUAUACAAUUAUUAACAAAAUCACAUUCCAAGUAUGUCGAAGGGCAUUUAAAGACUAGCGAGAAAUGGGCAUUUUUGGCACGAUUUUGUUUUUUAUCGGAAGAUGGUGAAUUUAAUUACCAUAUUGAAUUUGAUAAGAGUCAAGGCGUACCGAAUUUAUUACUAUAUUACGAUACUGACGAUCAAUGGCCAGCUGUAUAUAAAACUGAUAAGACUUGCGAACAAAAAGAAAAGGUAUUACGAAUUGAAAAUAAUCAAUUAAUUAAUUUAACCGUUCAAUAAAUGUCGUCAAAUAAUCGUGAAAAACGUGCUGUAUCACAGAAAAUCACAGUCAGUUGUCAUAAUGCACGUAAAUUUCGUAGUGCAAGAGAACGUUGGUGGUUCAUUGCAAUCAGUAAUUGCAAUAGUACAACGGGUAUUGAUAUAAAAUAUAAGUUAUUAAUGACUAAUGGACAGCACGGAGACUAUUGGCAUGAGCAUUUUUCUGCUGAUGAAUUUUAUGUGCUUCCCGUUUUAAUGUGUUAUUGUAUAACAUAUUCAUUUAUAAUAUUAGCAGUUAUAAUGUGUUCGAUAGAAUUAAAAACUAGACAAUUAUUACACUCGACAUAUAAAAUGUUUAUGUUUUCUGUAUUUUUACAAUUUUUUGGUAUUUUAGUACAAAGUUUAGUAUUAAUUAAGUAUGCAACAAGUGGAAUUAUUUCACCAAAAGCAAAUAAUAUUGGUCGUAUGUUAAUGGGUUUUAGUGAAACUACAUUCUUACUAUUACUUUUAUUAUUAGCUAAAGGUUUUACUGUAACACGUGGUAGAUUACCGAUUCCAGCCAUUAUUAAAAUUACAGUAUUUAUGUGUUUAUAUUCAUUAACGUAUAUAUUAUUAUUUAUAUACGAGGAAAAGAUUUUCGAUCCAGGAGAAGUAUUGUAUUUAUAUGAAUCACCUGCUGGGUUUGGUUUAAUUACUUUGCGUGUACUGGCAUGGUGUAUGUUUAUAUAUUCAACGAUUUUCACUUUAAAACAUUAUCCUGAAAAGAGUAAUUUUUACUACCCAUUUAAUAUAUUUGGUACUAUGUGGUUUAUUUCGGGACCUGCGUUUAUUUUAACAGCGAAUGUGUAUAUUGACAAAUGGGUCAGAGAGUCAAUUGUUUGUGCCAUAUUAUUAUUCAUUGCGUUUGCUGGCCAUAUAUUGUUUUUGAUGUUAACAUUGCCUUCGUACGCCAACAAAAAUUUUCCAUAUCAUGUUCGAACUACACAAAUUGGUAUUAUGAAUACCACAACCAUGGGCCCAACAGAUAAUUUGGAUGUUUUUCAACAUAAUAUUUACGCACCAGCACAAUCAAUCGAAAACUCGAUAAUUAUUCCACUAUCCACGCGUACCGAAGAUAUAUUCGGCACACAUCCAAUAUCAACGAUCAGUCGCCGACAAUCUGACCUCGGUCUAAAUGGUUCAAAUAAUAAUAAUAAUAAUCAUAAUAAUAAUAAUAAUAUUUCGGCACUGUUUACAGUGGCAGCGUCAGCAGCCGCGAUUCCCGCAGCUCAUAGUCCUGUAGGACGGUUUGAUGAAUAUCACAAUCAUGUAACGUUAUUGCGGUUACCAAAUUUAGAUACAUUUCAACGAAAUAGUAAUAAUUCCUCGAUAUAUUCUAAUAAUUCUCCGAAAAAUAUAUUUACAGUUACAAAACAAUUAGAAAAUGGUACAAGCUCAAUGGAAAACAUAGAAAAUCAUGUUGAAAAUAAUGAAAAUGAUAGUGCGGAUUUAACAAAAGUUUUACAAUGGUCACAAUGUUAUGAUUGUACGGCAGAUGACCGUGAAAAUCUCGCGCUGCUUUUUGCAGCCAGUAUUAAAAAGUGGCUCAAAAAGUGGUGCUAA
Molecule: messenger RNA, 1869 nt
Organism: Chrysoperla carnea
Lineage: Eukaryota; Metazoa; Arthropoda; Insecta; Neuroptera; Chrysopidae
Product: transmembrane protein 145-like
Exons: 11
Biological process (GO): response to pheromone; G protein-coupled receptor signaling pathway
Source: RefSeq, a predicted model, not a curated record